Messenger RNA from Oreochromis niloticus (Nile tilapia), 914 nucleotides. RefSeq lists its product as uncharacterized. NCBI's taxonomy places the organism in Eukaryota, Metazoa, Chordata, Actinopteri, Cichliformes, Cichlidae. The coding region runs from base 172 to 840 and encodes 222 amino acids. The transcript has 5 exons. The record is from RefSeq and is a predicted model, not a curated record. Gene Ontology annotation, cellular component: cytoplasm. Gene Ontology annotation, biological process: N-acylphosphatidylethanolamine metabolic process. Gene Ontology annotation, molecular function: A2-type glycerophospholipase activity; glycerophospholipid phospholipase A1 activity.
AACUGCCACCUUAUUUUUUACAGACAGAUAUGGCACACACAGGGGUUGGUCUAAAACUUGAUAUGAUCAGUUCUGUUUUUCUAAAUGAUAUAUAAGAAGAUACCGUCCUCUGCCUCAUCGGAUGAGCUCCACUGAAGAAGAUCAUCAAAACAGUUCUUUCUUCUUUCAAAAAUGAGGAAUUUUAUCCUGGUUGCUUUGACAUUUCACCUUCUGGUGAUCACAGUAGUUAACAGUGAUUACACAUUUGGAGAUAUCAUUUCAUUUCCAAGGAAAUGUGCCAAAAUCAACAAAGCUUACAAACACUUUGCUGUUUAUGUGGGUACAGACGAUUUAUUUGGCCAAGGAAAGGACAAGGACAUAUUUGAGCGCAUACGUAAGCCCACUGAUGGUAAAUACUGUGUUUUCGGUUCUCUCAAGAAGGAGCCAAAACACCAAAAAGAAAAUUAUCUGGAUAAAAAGUUGACACCAUCAAAUCGAACUGACAUAAUUAAACACAUCAUAGCAAUGAACACUACAGAAAUCUGUGGAAAAUAUAAUCUCCUGAAAAACAACUGUGAACAUCUUGCAACUUGGGUGCGUUAUGGAAAAGCAUAUGUAAAGCAGCCUGGAACCGUGGCAGGGCUUUUUCUCAAACCGAUUCCAGGAAAAACAUUACCUGAUGCAGAUGAAGCAAUGAAACACAUAUCAGAUGAAGAAGUUUUUAAAAUAUUUGAAGAACUUAACAAAAAUUCAGAAGUUGAGGAUCAGUGUAAUAAUGCUGUAAUGCUUAAGAGUGUUUUAAGGACUCCCACACUUUUAACCUGUCUUACUUUUCUGUGUUCAUUCUUUUACAUGACAUGAAGUCUUCACUGGAAAUAAAACACUGAGCAAGAUUCUGUUUUGAUUGUGUCAAAUUAAAAUGCUUCCAUGUUGUU